AUGAUUCUCACGCCUGAGACCGUUGCUUCGUAUUUGCCGACUCAACCCGACAAUCCGGGGCGAAUCAUCAAUGUCAGUCAUCAAAUCCCAUACAACAUUAUACGCAAACAACCAUUACCUUCACCUCCAUUGUCACCUCCCGGUUCAGUCGAUGUCAAUGACAAUGAUCAUCAGGAGGCACCCAUAAGUAAAAUUUCACGUCGACACAAUCGUGCCCAUACCUUGCGUGCCAAGUUUGAUACAGCUGAUUGGAGACUCGUGCAGCGUCGGGGUCAUGCAGCUCUCUACAGUGGUCUAGCAAGUUUGGGUAAACGAGCUGAAACGAUCCAUAUUGGAUGGACAGGCCAUAUUGAAAACAAUGAAAACGUCGGCAGCAAACAACAACAGCUAUGGGACCAGCAAACUUUGCGAAAGCUCUUGUGGGACACUGGCAAGAUUGUACCCAUUUUUCUGGAUACGACAUCUCGCGGCCAUUAUGAAGGCUACUGCAAGGAAGUGCUGUGGCCACUUUUCCAUUAUGUGAUUUGGCAGAUGGCAACCGAUGGGCGUGCGGAAAAACGACACUGGGAGGAUUACAAAGUUGUCAACCAAAGAUUUGCUGAUACAAUUGUUCAACACUAUCGUCAAGGCGAUGUCAUUUGCAUUCAUGACUAUCACUUGUUGUUGGUACCUGAACUUGUAAGAGAAGCCAUUCCAGAUGCUGUCAUUGGCCUUUUCUUCCAUGCAACUUUCCCCAGCUCCGAGAUCUUUCGAUGUCUCACAACUCGCAAGGAAAUCCUUCAAGGAGUGCUGGGAGCUAAUCUCGUGGGAUUUCAGACAUAUGGUUAUGCGCGCCAUUUUAUCUCAUCAUGCACACGAGUGCUUGGGUGUGAAUCAACGUUAACAGGAGUCAAUUUGAAUGGACAUCACGUAUCCGUUGGUGUAUUCCCUAUUGGCAUUGAUGUUGAACGAGUGCGAGCAUUUUGUGAACAACCCCAUGUGAGGCCAAAAAUGGAAAGCAUUCGUCGUUUGUAUCCUGGCAAGCAUAUCAUUGUUGGUCGGGAUAAGCUUGAUCCAACCAAGGGUAUUGUACAAAAGUUGCGGGCGUUCCAAAAGUUUCUUGAGCUGUAUCCAGAGUAUCGGCAAAAAGUGGUAUUGCUGCAAGUCACUACACCCACCCCACACGCUCACCAUAACCUUGACACUCGAAUUGCUGAAACAGUGAGCCAAAUCAACAGCACGUAUGGAUCACUUGAAUUUGCACCCGUACAUUAUUAUCAACAAGACAUUGAUCGUGACGAGUAUUAUGCCAUGCUAUCAGUAGCCGACGUUGGCCUUAUUACAAGUGUGCGUGAUGGCAUGAAUACGACGUCACUUGAAUACAUUUAUUGCCAACAGCAUCAUCAUGGCCCACUCAUUCUAUCCGAAUUUACUGGUACGGCUGGUAUCCUUGCAAGUGCUGCACUUCAAGUCAACCCUUGGGAUGAGGUUGGUGUAGCCAAAGCGAUCCAUGAAGCGUUGACCAUGUCACCUGAGGAGAAACAAACACGGCACGAGAAACUCUUCCGCCAUGUAACAAAUCACACAGCUGCCUUUUGGGCAAAUUCCUUUGUCACACAACUCAUGAGCACAUCCCAUUCGCCAUCCGCCAAAGAGCUUAUCGUCAAGGAUGUUGCAGCUGCUUAUACCCAAUCCAAGAAAAGACUCUUGCUUUUUGAUUAUGAUGGUACACUAGCACCUAUUGUUAAUGUUCCAGCCGAUGCUAAACCAGCUCCUCGCAUGUUGCAUGCACUCCAAAAGCUGUGUGAUGAUCCUGCCAAUCAAGUAUGGGUUAUCUCUGGUCGUGAUCAAGCUACGCUCGAUAGCUGGUUGGGUGGUAUCAAAGGUCUUGGAUUUAGUGCAGAACAUGGAUGCUAUGUCAAAUGGCCUGGUGCCGCUGCAUGGGAGGAAAGCAUGGGUCUGGAUGAUAUGCGUUGGCGUGAUCAGGUGACUGAAAUCUUUGAUUAUUACACCGAGCGCACACAAGGCAGCUUUAUUGAACACAAACGAGCCUCCAUCACAUGGCAUUAUCGAUUAGCAGACGCAGAAUAUGGCGAAUUCCAAGCCAAAGAGUGUCAAAAUCAUUUGGAAAACAACCUGGUACCCAAGCUGCCUAUUGCUGUGUUGAUUGGAAAAAAGAACAUUGAAGUGCGACCUGUGGAUAUCAACAAAGGGGUUGUCGUUCAACGUAUCCUUUCCGAAAGAUCCGAUGUUGAUCUUGUUAUAUGCGCUGGCGAUGAUAGGACCGAUGAGGAUAUGUUCAGUGUGCUUACGGCUCCAUCCACACCCUCGUCACCUUCUUCACCUUUGGUGCGCCGACGUUCAUUAUCCGUUGCAGCAUUACAGCAUGACUCCUCUGAUCGUUAUUUAAUACCUCCAGGUGCGAAAGCGUAUUGCAUUACGGUUGGCCCCUAUGACAAGAAAUCCUUGGCUGAUCAUCGUGUCGAGACAAGCGAUGAUAUUGUUGCAUUGCUAGAACGUCUCGCUUUAUAA
Molecule: messenger RNA, 2511 nt
Organism: Lichtheimia ornata
Lineage: Eukaryota; Fungi; Mucoromycota; Mucoromycetes; Mucorales; Lichtheimiaceae
Product: trehalose-phosphatase
Exons: 7
Coding region: 1-2511 (836 amino acids)
Biological process (GO): trehalose biosynthetic process
Cellular component (GO): cytosol; alpha,alpha-trehalose-phosphate synthase complex (UDP-forming)
Molecular function (GO): catalytic activity
Source: RefSeq, a predicted model, not a curated record